AAUUUAUGUCUCGUGUCGCGGCACUUGAUUUUAGUGGCGAUACUAGGUUAUCCUACGACACUCUUUUUUCCGAUUAAAGAAGUCAAGGUAGUUAGCUGGGUGCAUUCCACUGAGUCUUCAGUACAUUUUCACCCGAUGUAUGCAAAUAUUGUCAACCUCGCAUGUCGUUGCGGCUUCUCUCCCCCAGCAUUUCUUUAUUAACAGUGCUCGCCUACUCCACGUUUCGCCGCGACACCAUCACCAAUUACCAGUUUUUUCGACCUCUCUCCACUCUGAAUACACUGCAUAAAUUUUUUCCCACCUCAACAUCAACCCACAUGUCUUACCCUGACGUGCUUAAGCGUGGAGAAGACUUCCUCUCUGAGUAUCCUCGAACCUCUCCCUGGUGGAACUAUGUCUCCCACGCCACGUGCUUCGGCAUGGUGUUGGGGUCCAAGUUCUUCCUUAAUCUUUUUUAUAACCCACAGGUGCAUAACAUCGAAAAACUCGACUGGGCACUAGAAAAGGCCCGCAAAGAAAACAGGGCUCUUCUCACUGUGAUGAAUCAUAUGUCGGUGGUGGACGACCCUGGGUUCUACUCGAUGCUUCCAAUGCGUUUUCAUACUGAUAUCGAUACAGUCAGAUGGGGCUUCGGCGCACACAAUAUCUGUUUUUCCACGCCAUCCAUGUCGUGGUUUUUCAAUUUGGGCAAAAUCUUGGGGACCAAAAGAUUUGGCGAGGGUCCUUUCCAGGGAUCCGUGGAUGCUGCUAUACGGAUUCUCAGCCCCGACGACACGCUAGACUUGGAGUUCUCUCCCUGGGUCAAAGAGAGGGAAAAGCCAUCUCUAGUGCAAGAAAUCAAUAACAUUGGCGGCUUGGUCUCCGAAAAGGUGGGGCAGGCCGUGCAGGCAGUCAAGCCCAAUGCUGAGGCCACCAAUAUUCUUAUGUCCAAAUCGCCGUUCGUUCGGUCAAAGACUUCGUGGUUCCAUGUGUUUCCCGAGGGGUUUGUCCUUCAGCUAGAAGAGCCUGAAAACAACUCGAUGCGGUACUUCAAAUGGGGAGUUUCUCGCUUGAUUUUGGAAAGUACGCGUACGCCCGUAGUUGUUCCUAUUUUCUCGCAUGGGUUCGAGAAAAUCGUCCCCGAAGAUAGCCCCAGUGACGGAUUUGACCGGUGGAUCCCCAAGAACAUUGGUGCCGAGAUCCAUGUGACUAUUGGUGAUGCCAUCAAAGACGAACUCCUUGAGAGCUACAGGAACGAGUGGAGAAAGUUGUGUGCCAAAUACACCGAUCCCAAAAAUCCCCAGGAUCUUUCGCCAGAACUCAUGAACGGCAAAAAGGCUCAGACUCUUCGAUCCAAGCUAGCCGCGGACCUUAGACGGCACGUGCUGGCCAUUCGGGAGGGGCUUGGUAAAUUUGCACCCGAGAACCAAAAGUUUAAAGACCCCGCCUUCUGGAAGGCGUACACUUUGUCAGAAGGCGCAAGUGACAAGGACGUCAAGUUUAUCGGACAGAACUGGGCGAUCAAGAGGCUUCAGAAACAUUUGCCCGAAUACGAAGACGGCCUAGAGUAAUGCCGAUACUUUCUAGUGGGCCGCCUAUUAAUUUAUCUUUGUAUAUAGUGGAAUAUUCUGAUACAUGACUUCGGUUGAUU
This is a messenger RNA of Metschnikowia bicuspidata var. bicuspidata NRRL YB-4993, 1630 nucleotides long. RefSeq names its product lysophosphatidylcholine acyltransferase (gene TAZ1). The transcript has a single exon. Gene Ontology annotation, cellular component: mitochondrial membrane. The coding region runs from base 318 to 1550 and encodes 410 amino acids. NCBI's taxonomy places the organism in Eukaryota, Fungi, Ascomycota, Pichiomycetes, Serinales, Metschnikowiaceae. Gene Ontology annotation, biological process: cardiolipin acyl-chain remodeling; inner mitochondrial membrane organization. The record is from RefSeq and is a predicted model, not a curated record. Gene Ontology annotation, molecular function: 1-acylglycerophosphocholine O-acyltransferase activity.